UUCUUCUUGUUAAUCUCCUCUUUGAAUUAAUCAUGAUCCUUAAUUAUAUUUCUAGGGUUUGUUCUUGAUUUUCGUUGUAAACCCUAGAUCUAUAUUGUAUGAAUUAAAGAGUUUAUAGAACAACAAGUGGUAUCAGAGCAACCGUGAUUAAUUCUUAGGGAUUUAUGUUUGAGUUGAAGAAAUUAGGGUUUUCAUCUUAAUUUUUUCUUAAGAUCAGUUGCACGUAUCAACAUUGUAGCGUGCAUGUUUAAUCAAUCUUACUUUGUUCAAUCUAGAUCAAACUCUUGAUUCAAAUAUUAUAUCUAUUAAUUCAUUUCAAUUUUGGUAUAUGAGGUCGUAGUUAUGCAAUUGGGUGUGCUUGCUUGUUUUUGUUUUGAAUUUAAAGAUUGUGCUGGGUUUGUGCAUUUGUUUUUGUUUCUUUUGUUCGAGAGGAUUUUUUAGGCUCUGUGGCUAUUUUGAAUUAGCAGUGUGAAUUAAAGUGUGUCUGUGUUAUUAAUUAAAGCUGAGGUUGAUGCAAAAUUUGGUUUCAUCAUGUGCUUUGCUAAUGGGAUCAUGUUAUGCUUGUCUCCGCCAUCUUAAGAGUGGUUUAUGCAUGAAUGUAGAUGGAACUAAGGAGGAUACAUAGUUUGAAGAUGAAAUGUAGUUUGUUAAAGAGGCUUGUCAGGUUCUUUUGAAUUGCAUGGAACCUGGUUUGUUCCGGUUCACAGGACGUGUACGGGAACAUGGUACACCACUCAACAGGAAUCAGUUUUCUAAAGAGGCAGGUAAUACGGUGGAUCAGAUCUCGCUGUCAGUUGUAUGUGUCACUGCUUAAUCCUUCAUCUCCGUUUCCUGGAGGAUGUGAUGAGGGAUUUUCCUGUGGGAACGCUUCAUGGGAAUUUGGCAAUGGCUUACGGAGGAGAAGAAUGCUGCAAUCCGACCGAACAUCGAACUCUGAUGACAACUUCGCUGGUCCAUUGAAACAUCUACUCCCAGCUACCAAGUGGCAGAAGCUGUACCUGGACGACGGCACUGGUGAUAGGCUCUCCCUUUCCGGUUAG
Molecule: messenger RNA, 1040 nt
Organism: Asparagus officinalis (garden asparagus)
Lineage: Eukaryota; Viridiplantae; Streptophyta; Magnoliopsida; Asparagales; Asparagaceae
Exons: 4
Coding region: 723-1040 (105 amino acids)
Source: RefSeq, a predicted model, not a curated record